UAGCGUGCGAGUCUAUAGAUAUCGAUAUGCAACAACAUUUAGAACGCGAAUUUCGUAUAUUUCGAAUAAUAGUUGGUUGUAUUUGAUUAAUAUAAUUAAUAGCGCAUUUAAAUCUAUCAAAAAAAAUACAAAAUGGAUGAGGUACUUGAGACGUUGCAGCUGAACGACAUGCAGUGUGAUGUGUGCGGGGAGCAUACCUUCCAGGAGCGCGAGGGUUACUACUACUGCGUGGAGUGCGGCACGCAAAAGGAUCAGAUACGAGCGGUGGAUAUCACCGCCGAGCAGAACUUCGACGAAACCACAGCCGGUAAAUAUGCCAGCAAAACCAUCAGACAACCGAAGGAUGCGAAAGAUAAGGAUGACAUCGACAUCACCUCGUGGGAGUUCUACAACUAUGUGCUACGCGGAUUCGUAGAGGAGCUACUCAAUAUGGGUGCCAAGCCAGAGCUCAAGCUGAUGACCUUGCAGGUGUGGGCGGCGUACAUGGGACGCAUGGAGGUGGCCUUUUACAAGAGCAACAAAUUGGGAUUGCCCAAGCUGAAUGUGCGGGCGUUGCUAAGGGAUGCCCGAAUCAUCUACAACCAUAAGCAGCCUAAGGCCAAAAGAAUCAAAAAGAGCACAAUAUCAGGCGAACCAAAUGAUGCGCGCGCCAAAUUUAGAUUAUGGAACAGAGCAAAGCGCAAUCUUGACGCCUCGCGCUACACCAAACAAGAAGGUCCUUCAGAAUCCGAAGGGGCAACCAGUCUACACGUCCAAUGGGCCAUGAAUGCCCGAAAGACACUGAAGCGCAGUAUGUCGCUGAAACAUUUGGAUAAGCAUAGUCGGGAUAGCAAAGGCAGUAUGUCGUGCCAUACCUUUAGGCCCAAGGCCAAGCAACUACGUCACUUUGACCGUAAUAUGUAUUGCCUGAACUUUAUAAAGUUGUACGUAGUUCUGGGCAUUGCCCUUAACAUGGUAGAGGACGAUAUACAGCUAACUGAUCUGCUGCGGUUCAUUGAUGAGGAGCAUUUAACCAAGCGAUACAUGCUCAACUAUCUGCCAGAAAAUGUGGCCGCCAAGGGAAAGUCCCUGCUGAAGGACAUGGAGCUUGGUAAAGCAAAAGACAAGUGUAGUUAUAAGCUCCUACGUUUUAACAUUAACUAUAUGUCGCGUUUCAUAAACCUCACCGAUUUCCAAAAACCCAACCUACACUCCCUUGCCGAGCGGUAUAUCUUAGAACUCGCUCUGCCGCCACGCCUACUCAAGUAUGUGACAAGUAUGAUCGACUUGUAUCCGCCAAAGUUCGUAAACGUAAUGGGCCCACACACAUAUCCGCGCUAUGAGGCCAGGACAAUGGCCUACAUCAUUUAUGCCAUGAAAUUGUUGUUUGGCUUGGACGAUGUCAAGGAGCGAAAGAUAUCCGAAUCGGCUGCAAAUAUUAAUAAACAACUUUUAGAAACCGUAGGAGAUGAAGCUCCCUUGCUCUUCGUAUUCACAGAGUGGAUGGAAUUCGUGGAGUUACGAAAAGUGAUUGUCUCACAUUACAAUCAGAGUUUUGCUCGACGCUUUGGAGUAGCCACCCAAAUUGAUAGACAGGUCGAUGACAUCUUAGCCAAAGAGCGAAAAGAAAAGGAACAAGCAGUUGGUGACAAUGAUAAGCAGGGAUCACGGCAACAUGAAAAUCUGACCCACAUUAUUGAAACCAUGCUAAAGGAACAUUUCGGCGAAACCAGCCAAGAAAGCGUGGAAAAAGAUCGAAUUGAAUUCCAGCCAAGCUUGACUCCGGCUCACUCCUACUUCAAGAGAAUCCUACUCCAGGCCACGCGCUCUGACGGUGCGCAUGUGAACAUAAAGAUUCCAGACUGCUUGCAUGUAGAUCACUCACUGCGAGACCUGAAUCCCUUUGUACUGGAAACCAAGGAACUAUCUCAGCUUUUAUCACAGCAAGGUCUAAAACUUCGAGUGGAGGAGCUUGACUGCAAGGAGGACAUACAAAAAAUAGGCAUUUUCCGUGCACUUCUGCUUGGACAUUGUGAUGUUCGGGAAUUCCGCGCCAAUCCUGAUAUUAAAACGGAGACUUGGAUCGCCGAGGUAAAGAGAAAGGAGAAACGUCCAGACUUUCGAUUCGAUCAGCCCACUGGAUCCUAUGGUGCUCAAUAUCUGAACAAGAUUAUAAAGCGUUUUGGAAGGCGUGAAAACCUGGAGAUAACGAAUCCUUUUUGGGAGAUAACCCCGACUCCCAGCUUUCUUCUCAAGCUAAAAGAUAAGGAGGUACCACUCGAUACCUUGACUUCCCUGCAAACGUUCAGGGAGGAUAGCAUGGAGCCAUUAAACAUCCCUCUCGAACUACCUCGUCGUCAUUUAGAAAAAAUGGAGUAUUCACAAGGAACAGAAAGUGAAUCAGAACAAGGCACAGAAAAUACAAAUAACGAGCCAUCAGGCCCUGACGAACUAUUGCUGCAAGUCUCCAACUUCGAUUGUUGGCUUCUGCAUGGCUUUAUGAAAUCGAUUCGUCAAAAAGACAAGCGGGAGUUGCGUCAGUACUUCCCCUGCUCCUUUCGCUGGCUGCUGGAAACCUGCUCCAAUACCCUCGGCAUUGGAUGGGGAGAGGUUUAUGAGCAACUGCUCGUUGUGGAGAUAAUGUUUCAUCACAGCAUCGGGGACUGGAGCAACCACAGGGAAUUUCUAUGCGUUCAACAAAAUAACAAGAACAAGGACAUUCGAAUGCUGGCAAGAACUUACAAGGACUUCUGGUAGAAUAUUAAGCAGACACUUCAAAAUACCUUAUAAGUCUUAUUUAAACAAUAUAGUGCUAAUUGUAAGAAAAUGCCAUACCUCAAAGAAAUGUACAGUUUUGUUUACAUAUUACCUAAUUAAUACCAAAAUGCAUGUUUCUGAAUAAUUAUUAUUUUGGAAAAGAAAGGUAUUGAUACCCUGAAACCUCGAGUUAGCAAAACGAAUUAAGCCACUCCAAAAUGGUGAUGACACACCCACUGUGCCCACAACUCGAGAUCAGGAAAUAGUACUAAACAAAUUUACUUAAAAUGCUUAAUGGUGCUAUUUUUUUAAGAAAUUGUAAUGCAAAUCAAUUUAAGAACACUUAACAAGCUUAAACAAAUAAGACAUCUUUAAGAAUAUCAUAUAAAUACUGGUUUCUGAUCUGAAUCAUUGAGCUUAUCGAUUCAGAUACAUAUAUGUAAAUGUCUAUCUGUCAAUAGCCCUUUCGACAAGUCUUCUAUGGAAGAUAAUUUAAUUCGACUUGGUGAGUUUGGACUUGAAACGAUCGGUUUGGAUGAAUAUAAAUUUGAUAUGAAUCUAUAUAGCUGUAACCAAAUAAGACGGGUAUUUCUAUUUCUUUAAAUAUUUAUUAAAUAUUAUAUUUUGUUGUUAUACUUUAAAAGCUUUUGAAUAGUAUAAGAAUGAAAUUUCAAUGAUGUGUUAA
Molecule: messenger RNA, 3421 nt
Organism: Drosophila eugracilis
Lineage: Eukaryota; Metazoa; Arthropoda; Insecta; Diptera; Drosophilidae
Gene: TAF1B
Product: TATA box-binding protein-associated factor RNA polymerase I subunit B
Exons: 4
Coding region: 133-2736 (867 amino acids)
Biological process (GO): RNA polymerase I preinitiation complex assembly; nucleolar large rRNA transcription by RNA polymerase I
Cellular component (GO): RNA polymerase transcription factor SL1 complex; RNA polymerase I core factor complex
Molecular function (GO): RNA polymerase I core promoter sequence-specific DNA binding
Source: RefSeq, a predicted model, not a curated record